AUGCACGAAGCUCUUGAGACCGACGGAUUCGAUGAGCGAGCAACCGAUCGCCUCAGCGCUGUUCUCCGCGCAGCUCUGAAGCUUGCUCAGUCAGAGCGCCAUCACAACCCUGAUGCCUCUGUCUUUAUUGGCGUCUUUGGACUUGAUACCGACGACGGAUACCCACCAGCAAUCGAUCUCUGCGAAGUCGCCAGUGCGCUUCUGGGGCCCUCUGCUGAACACCGGUCCGGUCAUGACUUGCUUAUCGCGCGAGCUAAUGCUGAAGGCGUACCGCAUGUCAAGAAGUACAUUCUAGGAAAACUUACGGAGAACGAGGCGCGAAUCGUUGAUACAUAUCUUCAGCGUCACCGAGACAAGAUCAAAGACUUUGUCGAUGCGAUCCCGACCGAGGACGAGAUACACGCGACGAGGAAGGAAGCUGAAUUAGCGGUGAUGGCUGCAGGCGUUUGCUUCGGCUUACUGCUCGGCCCCGUUGGUGUUGUCGCAGGCACAGCCGGGGGUGGGCUUAUUGGCAAGGCAGCAGCUGAUAAGGUCGAAGAUCUGGGCGUUGAAAACUCGGAAGCGCUGAAGCUCGCACGCUCCAUGUGCAAGGAAUGGCUGAAAGACUUUACCAAACUCACGCCACGGCCAGUGGGUGAAGUAGUUGGUCUGUUGGAGCGACUGCAAGAACGUCCGGAGGCAGAGGAGGAAACCGCCAACCCAAACUUGCUAGACACGCUUCGCCGGUACAUUUACGGUCGAACGCCCAUGCGCCACGUCUUGAAGCUGUCACUUGAAACCUUCAAAAGGCACUCGGACGCCGAACGCCGCGUCCUUAUUCUCAUAUCAGACGGUUUAUCUUCUGAUGGUAACCCGUUGAGUUUGGCGCGCAGACUGCGAAAAGCUCAAGUUGACAUCGCGACGGUUUACCUCACCAGCAAUCCGGAUGCAGCUCAACGUUCUCUGUACUACCAGCCGGUGGAGAGCUGGCAUCGAGGCCGACGCGUGCUGUUCAACAUGGCGGGAAGAGUCGCCGGCGUGGCACACCCGAUUCCAGCCCUAGCUUCCGUGGGCUGGAACAUUCCCUCAGCCGGCGAGAUCGCCUUGCAUGCCACUGUGUCAACCUCGGCAGCUCUCAACGAGAUCUGUUCGCUUCUACUAUCGGCACGCCUCGGCUCAGCAAACCUACUGCUCGACCUCAUAGGCAGAUUCAAAAUCGACCAGUACAUCAACGACGAGAACAUCCGCGGAUGCCAGAAUCCCUCGGAUCAAGGGCAGGAGCCCACCUGCUAUGCGCACGCCGCCGCUGCGGUGAUUUGUAUGGCCAUGAGUCGGGUCUUUGGCCGGGAAGGCGGGUAUGAAGACGUCGAAAAAGCCCGGCAACGGAUCUUGGAGGUCUACCCGGCAAAGCCAGAUGGACGAGUUGCCAAGGCCGUAUUGGAGAAUGCUGCUGGUUGGUAUCAGCUGCGAGUCCUGGAGGUAGAUGAAGAUGCCGCCCGCUAA
Molecule: messenger RNA, 1482 nt
Organism: Colletotrichum siamense
Lineage: Eukaryota; Fungi; Ascomycota; Sordariomycetes; Glomerellales; Glomerellaceae
Exons: 1
Coding region: 1-1482 (493 amino acids)
Source: RefSeq, a predicted model, not a curated record